Molecule: messenger RNA, 207 nt
Organism: Arabis nemorensis
Lineage: Eukaryota; Viridiplantae; Streptophyta; Magnoliopsida; Brassicales; Brassicaceae
Source: the annotation of a GenBank genome assembly
AUGUUGACUGAAACUCCAUUUAGGCCAAGAGAGAAGCUUCUUGAGAAGCAGAGACUGUUCCAGAGCAUCCAUAAGCACACUUACUUGAAAGGACCAAUGGACAAGAUCACCUCUGUUGCAAUUCCUCUUGCGUUGGCCGGAAGUUGUCUCUACAUGAUUGGAACAGGAAUCUACAACAUGUCUAAUGGAAUCGGGAAAAAGGAAUAA